AUGGGAAAAGAAAAUAACCAAAACAGAUGGCAUCCCCAAGAGGCAGGGUUUCGGGAACACGCUUUCCCUGGGAUACCAACCAAGGAGCUCUCCCAGAUCCCACCCCUUCACCCCCGCGUCCCGGCCGCACACCGGACAGGACAGCACGGCCGGGGCCCCGCUUCACCCCGCCCGUCGCUGUCCCGACAGACACCCGUCCCUCGGCACCCCGCCGCCGGCCCGGGACCCCGGCCUGAUCAAGGCUCAGGCGGCCGCUCGCUGCCCCAGCCUCCCACGGGCUCAGCCCCGGAACCCUACCGACACCCCUGCGCUCCCCGAAAGCGCGGGCCGGGAGGCCGUCGCACAUCGCUCCCCUCACGGAGAAGCCGGGGGGGGCCGUCGCCCCGACCGCCUCUCCUCACCCUCCCUCGCCCCCGGGCUGUGCCGGCCAGAGGCGGCCGCAGGGCAAAGCCUCAGCCCAACGAAGACGCUACUCACCCCACGUCCGCCCCGCCAGCGGGCCGCCCGCCCCAACCGACGCACAAUUCAAACCCCAACAUCCGCCGCCCUCCCGGAAGCCCCGCCUCGCUCACCGCCCCGCCCGCCGCCCGCUGCCUCGGACCCGCCAUCCCGGGCGAUCGGUGCUUGACUGGAGGCUCCGGCGGGCCCCGGCGGGAGCGGGACGGGAGCCUGUGA
Molecule: messenger RNA, 675 nt
Organism: Calidris pugnax (ruff)
Lineage: Eukaryota; Metazoa; Chordata; Aves; Charadriiformes; Scolopacidae
Product: proline-rich protein HaeIII subfamily 1-like
Exons: 1
Coding region: 1-675 (224 amino acids)
Source: RefSeq, a predicted model, not a curated record